Saccostrea cuccullata (small rock oyster) is the source of this 588-nucleotide messenger RNA. RefSeq names its product interferon-induced protein 44-like. NCBI's taxonomy places the organism in Eukaryota, Metazoa, Mollusca, Bivalvia, Ostreida, Ostreidae. The transcript is spliced from 3 exons. The record is from RefSeq and is a predicted model, not a curated record. Bases 208 to 576 code for a protein of 122 amino acids.
UCAUUUCAUCUGAGGACGAAAGAAGGGAAAAUCUUACCGUUGCGGAUAUUUAAAUGCAGAGUACUUAAUGAUGAAUAUGGGAUUCCAACAGAGGAUAUUGAAGCAAUUGUUCGAGGUCAUGUUAAAAGCGGAUACAAGAUCGAUCCUGAAGCUCCUAUCGAGGAAGAAGACCAUGAAUAUAGAAAAAAGCCAAAAAUUGAAGAUCGCAUGCACUGCGUUGUGUACGUCGACAGCGUUGAGAAUCAUUUCGAACAGCUGAUGAAUCGCAAGACUAAAGAACAACUACGACGUUUAAGGGAGAAUCUAGCCAUGCAGAAUAUACCACAGAUGGUUCUUUUCAAUAAGGUUGAUUUGCUUGGCAUCUCAAACACACGGGAUAUCUUUCGGAGUCAGGUCGUCAGAGAUAUGUGUAUCAAAGCUGCCGAGAACAUGCAGAUUCCACUAACAAAUGUUUUUCCGAUGUCCAACUAUUUUAAUGAAAUUUUCCCAAUACUGGAGAAGGACAUCCUAGCCCUCUUCUAUCUUCUGACCAUGAUGCAAACGGCUAAUGACUUUAUUAAGUCUUACCAAGGAUGAUGUGCCAGAUGA